GUUGACAAGUGUGUGCACAUAAACUGACCCAAGUCAGUCGGCUACAAAAAAAAUCAUCGUUUUGCGUGAAUCGUUUUGUUUUGUGUUAUUAUUUAAAUUUUGUCCAUCGAAAAUGCCAGCCGACAUAAAUCGUCUAACGGAUGGUUGGCUUGAAUUAGAAAGUGAUCCAGGUCUAUUUACAUUAUUGCUUGAAGAUUUUGGUGUAAAAGGUGUUCAAGUUGAGGAAAUCUACGAUUUACACAAAAUAAUUGAAGGACCGGUUUAUGGAUUUAUAUUCUUGUUUCGUUGGACGGAAGAAAGGAGAGCACGUCGAAAAGUUGUUGAAAAUGUAGCGGAAAUUUUUGUGAAAGACGAAGAAAAAGUGAAUAGUAUUUUCUUUGCACAACAAGUUGUUCCAAACAGUUGUGCAACACACGCGCUAUUAUCGGUUUUAUUAAAUUGUCCCGAUUUGCAUUUGGGCGAAACAUUGAGUCGACUGAAAACACACACGAAAGGCAUGAGUCCCGAAAAUAAAGGUUGGGCAAUUGGAAAUACGCCCGAAUUAGCAUGUGCCCAUAAUUCGCAUGCAAUGUCACAGGCAAAACGGCGUUUAGACAAAAGUAGUGGCAUAAGUACGGGACGGUUUACAGGCGAAGCAUUUCAUUUUGUUAGCUUUGUACCGAUCGAUGGUCAUUUAUUUGAAUUAGAUGGUUUGAAGCCAUUUCCAAUGAAUCAUGGCCCAUGGAAAGAUGCCGAAGAUUGGACGGAUAAAUUUCGUUGCACGAUGGAAGAACGUCUGGGCAUUUCAACCGGUGAACAAGAUAUUCGAUUUAAUUUAAUGGCUGUUGUACCUGAUCGAAGAAUUGCAAUUACACACAAAUUGAAAAUGCUACGAACAAAUAAGACUAUCGUAACGGCUGCAUUAGAGAAAUUAAUUACAGCCAAAUCACCGCAUUUGGCCGCAUCAACGAGUAGUAGUGUUGAGGUGAAAAGGGAACCCAACGAUUCGGAUGGAAUAAAAAAAGAGAAUAAAGUGAUGCCUUUGGAUGUGGUGAAAAAAGAAAAUGACAUUCAAGAUAGUGACAAAAAACCCGAUUCAUCUGAAAUGAAUAUUCUGCAACGACUUUCACUUCACAGUGAUCCAACGAGUGGCCAAGAAACAUCAGCAUUAGAUGAAACUGUGACAGAAGAAACACCACUGUCGCCGAAACAAUCAUUAGAUAAUGCAUUUACAAUAAAAGAUCUGAGUUCGUUGCUGAAAAAUCUUGAAGCGGAAAUCGCAUUGAACGAACAACAUCUAAAUGAUGAAAAUGAUAAACGAUACAUGUUUAAAGUCGAUGAUUGUCGCCGAACUCACAACUAUGAUGAAUUUAUUUGCACAUUUUUGUCAAUGAUUGCGCAACGUGGUAUCUUAGCGGAGUUAGUGUCACAACAGUUGUUGACUCCACGAAAAUCCAUAAAUAGCCUUGGUGGAAAUGGUAAUCGUGGAAAUAAAAUCUCAUACAAAAAAACCACACAAAAGUCAACUGGUGGUAAGCGUCGAAAAGGUCGCAACAAAUAUGCAAAGAAAAAGUAGUGAAAUGAAAAGAUGAAGAAAAAAAAGACUAUGUGUUCAUCUGUAUAUUUUAGUUCUAUACCAUGUUUAUUGUCAUAUACACACGAAACUCAAUUUGAAUAUUGUGUUAUUUUAAUUUGUUUGUAUUGUUCUUCAAAUGUAGUAUAUCAAUCCAACUUUUAUUUGUUUAAAUUGAUCUUA
Molecule: messenger RNA, 1735 nt
Organism: Contarinia nasturtii (swede midge)
Lineage: Eukaryota; Metazoa; Arthropoda; Insecta; Diptera; Cecidomyiidae
Gene: calypso
Product: ubiquitin carboxyl-terminal hydrolase calypso
Exons: 5
Coding region: 113-1555 (480 amino acids)
Biological process (GO): protein deubiquitination; ubiquitin-dependent protein catabolic process
Cellular component (GO): cytoplasm
Molecular function (GO): cysteine-type deubiquitinase activity
Source: RefSeq, a predicted model, not a curated record